CGACGCCCCAUCACCUUCCAACGUAAGUCGCUAUCGUUGAGCAUAACGGAUACAAUCAAUUACAAGACGGUGUCACAGACAACUUCUACUAUUUCAUAUUGGGAUAGGAGUGAAGAAAAGAAUAUCGGUUGGUUUCUAUAGUAUGCAAUACAACUGCAGCGAUCUAUCUACAACGGCUGUUUGCAGAAGUAUACCUAAGUUCGACACAUGUAACGAAUACUUGCAGAAGCACGACAAAAGAACUUAUAAUCUUAACAAAAAUUUGGUUUUAAGUGUGAGCGUCGACUGUUCAUUUCCGACAACAAAAUCAAAAAACAAAUAUUCAAAUUCUCGUAGUUGGGUUGUUCAAGCAACAGCGACUGCAACAGCAAGUAAAAGCUAUCCAUACGAAUUUGUAAACAAAGGAAAUUCGAAAUAUACAAAAAGCAACACCGGUGGCAUGUCCUUUCAUCACCAACAACAAGAUUUCUUGGACGGGACAGGAGUUGCAGCUGGUGCUCCUCCUAUGUAUGAUAAUUUUUAUAAUCAAAAUGCAAGAUCUGUUUCAUCCGCCCGGAGUCCCCACGCUGCAGUCGCCGCCGGAGGACAUCACCAUUACCCGUCACCCUUAGAUUAUUCCUCGAGCGCUUCCAACCCGUAUUUAUGGUUGAACGCGGCUGCUGCAGGAACGGCAAGCAUAAAUGCAGCCACGGGAAAUCCCUAUAACUCGACUUCGUACAUGCAAACCGCUUCUUACGCCGCUGCAGCGGCAGGACAAAGACAACUUUUUGGCCCCGGUGGUUUUGGAUCUGACUUUGCUUGGCUUUCGUUAUCCAGUCAAUCUGAUAUAUUUAAACUAGUGCGUCCGCCAUACUCUUAUUCAGCAUUGAUAGCCAUGUCCAUUCAGAAUUCUCCAGAGAAAAAACUUACCUUAGCACAAAUAUAUCAAUAUGUGGCAGAAAAUUUCCCUUUCUACAAGAAAAGCAGAGCUGGAUGGCAGAAUUCUAUACGACACAAUUUAUCUUUGAAUGACUGUUUCAAAAAAGUUCCUCGUGAUGAAGACGACCCAGGGAAAGGCAAUUACUGGGCGUUGGAUCCGAACUGUGAGAAAAUGUUCGACAAUGGAAAUUUCAGAAGAAAACGCAAGCGUCGGGAAUCAUGUGCAAGAGAUGCUAGCAACAAGCUUUCAGAUUACAAUUUACCACAGAUUCCACCGCCUGCAUCGAUGUUGAAUUCUUUGCAAAACGGAAACGUCGAAAAUCGUAUCAACAAUGGAGGCCAUGUUGCCCAGGAUCUAGGAAACCAUCACCAUCAUCACGACUCGCUGUUGGACCACGGAAUGAAACAACACGACGAAAUUUACCCGUCGUCAGGAAUGCACGUUAAACAUGAAGUUCCAGAUUCCAUGCGAAACCACCAAGUAGGAUCCCCAACGUCACAGAGAAGUCCAAGUGGGCGCAACGGUAGAUUACCGAGUGUCAGUCUUGAAUCUGCGAGAUACGAUAUGUCGAACGGCACAAGCCAUAUGUCGGAAUCGCUUGAAGGAGCGACAGGCUCAGACUGCAUGAGUUGUAUGGUGUAUGAUGGAUCCGUUCCAUCAAAUUUGAAUCAUCAGCAUUCCCAGUACAAUUCAAACAGCAGAAAUUCGAGCGUUUCUUCCCCCGUUGGACUCAAUUCUCAUCCAUUUAAUUUCACCGUGAGUAACCUAAUUCACAACAGGGCCUAUCCAAAAAUGUAACUAUUUCACCAAACGAAUGAAAUUGAUACGAUUUAAAUUUGUUCAAUUUUAUUUUUUAUGUUUUACUCGUGAAAUUAUGGAGAAGCAUAGUACUCAAAUAAUCAAUUCCAUACAUGUCUGUUCCCAUUUAUGUACUUGGGAUAUGAAAACUAAUACAAAUCAAUAAUAUUUAUUUCGAAUACUGGAGUUAAUUUGAUGACACACAUCCUGUAUCCAAAGUAAUUUUCUUAAGUUCCAAAUAUGAAAGUUCAGCAACAAAUUUGAAAACCAAGCCAAAUGAACCAAUAGAAAUGAUAAGUUGAGUCAAUGUAACCCUGCUCAGAGUAUAGUUUGUGUUGAAAGCAAAUGGCAUAGGAACCUUGCUUCCUAGUUAAAAUGUGGUACUUAUGAUUACAGAACAUUUGGUCCACAUAUAAACGUCCACCCCUGUUUGUCGGAAUGUCAUAGUUUUUUUCUGUGUGACAUCAAACAAAUUUGAUUGGCGACAUUUGACUGAACGCUUUACCUACUUCUUCUUGUUCUACAAUGUACGCAGUGGUAUGAUUCAGAAGCGUUGAAUACAUUGAUUUAUUAUCUAAAGCGGCUCAAUUUCCGGCACUGCUGGUGACUAUAUGUGGGGCCAACAUUUUGGGCGUAAAUUUGGCACAAACUCUGAUGUAUAAUGACGAUUAUCAUAUGCAGUGUGCGUUGAAAGUCGAUUUGAUCACUUAGAUGCUUUUAUUCAACAUUUUCAUACGUUGUGGCUUUUCUCCCUAAAACCCUUUAAAGUCCAGAAAUAUUUUUGUGUAAGGCGACCCUUUUCCAUAGGAAGUCGAACUGCCCGACACAAACUGCUGUUAUUGUUAGCUUUAUUGCCCAACGGUACUAGCAUUUUUUGAUAAAAUAAGGUUCUACCAUUUUGUUGCGGAACGAACAACAACUUGUUUGAGUGAAGGUUUUUUUGUGAACCAGUUUAUCAUUAUGCGUGAACUUUGCUGUGUUUUGGUAGCAUAUUUAGUAUCUUUGCAUGCGUUUUUGUAUUAGUUUAUGCUGUGUUGACAAAAUAUACAAUAUAUAAACAUUACAAGA
Styela clava is the source of this 2785-nucleotide messenger RNA. RefSeq lists its product as uncharacterized. NCBI's taxonomy places the organism in Eukaryota, Metazoa, Chordata, Ascidiacea, Stolidobranchia, Styelidae. Gene Ontology annotation, biological process: anatomical structure morphogenesis; regulation of transcription by RNA polymerase II; cell differentiation. Gene Ontology annotation, molecular function: RNA polymerase II cis-regulatory region sequence-specific DNA binding; DNA-binding transcription factor activity, RNA polymerase II-specific. The record is from RefSeq and is a predicted model, not a curated record.